Messenger RNA from Chondrus crispus (carragheen), 350 nucleotides. RefSeq lists its product as hypothetical. The coding region runs from base 1 to 210 and encodes 69 amino acids. The record is from RefSeq and is a predicted model, not a curated record. Lineage: Eukaryota; Rhodophyta; Florideophyceae; Gigartinales; Gigartinaceae. The transcript has 2 exons.
AUGAGCCCACAACUUUUGGACUUGAGGACAGCGAGUGUCGAGGAUUCGGAAGAGAAGGGAGGUAACAUUGGAGGUACGAUCGGGUUGGUGUGCCUUGGGGUUGUAGGCGUUGUGGUGCUAGCAAUAUUUGUUGUUAAGGACAGCUCUCUAGGUGGGGUAGCAAGUGUAGCAGCUGCUAACGCACCCACAACCGGGGAUGAAAUGGCUUGAGAAAACGUCAAAGAAGUGUACACGUGAUACAAUAUAAUAUAUAGAAACGAUAGCCCUGGAAGCUUACCGUCGUCCCCUUCGAUAGGGCGCGGUGCUUGUGAAUGUAUUUAUUGGUGUUAAACAAAUUGUGAAUUUCUGUU